GCCGCAGCCACUGCCGCCGCGGGGCGAGGUCGCCGCCAUGGCCCGCUGGAUCCCGACCAAGAGGCAGAAGUACGGGGUUGCGAUCUAUAACUACAACGCCUCUCAAGAUGUGGAGCUCUCCUUGCAGAUUGGAGACACGGUUCACAUCCUGGAGAUGUAUGAGGGUUGGUACAGAGGAUAUACCCUCCAGAAUAAAUCUAAAAAGGGGAUCUUCCCUGAAACGUACAUCCAUUUGAAGGAGGCAACCGUGGAAGACCGAGGGCAGCACGAGACCGUGAUUCCUGGGGAGCUCCCGCUGGUCCAGGAGCUCACGUCGACGCUGCGAGAAUGGGCCGUCAUCUGGCGCAAGCUCUAUGUGAACAACAAGGUCACACUCUUCCGCCAGCUGCAGCAGAUGACAUACAGCCUGAUUGAGUGGCGGUCCCAAAUUCUGUCUGGAACCCUCCCCAAGGACGAACUGGCAGAGCUCAAGAAAAAGGUCACAGCCAAAAUCGAUCACGGAAACAGAAUGCUUGGGUUAGAUCUGGUGGUGAGAGAUGACAAUGGGAAUAUACUGGACCCAGAUGAAACCAGCACCAUUGCCCUCUUCAAGGCCCAUGAAAUGGCCUCAAAAAGGAUUGAGGAAAAGAUCCAAGAAGAAAAGUCAGUUCUUCAGAACCUGGACUUGCGGGCCCAGUCUGUCUUCAGUGCCGUCCACACCUACGGCCUCUACGUGAACUUCAAGAACUUUGUCUGCAACAUUGGGGAAGAUGCUGAGUUGUUCAUGGCCCUCUAUGAUCCAGACCAGUCCACCUUCAUCAGUGAGAAUUACCUAAUUCGUUGGGGCAGUAACGGGAUGCCCAAGGAAAUAGAGAAGCUUAAUAACCUCCAAGCGGUUUUUACUGACCUCAGUAGCACAGACCUCAUCCGGCCCCGCAUCAGCCUCGUGUGCCAGAUUGUCCGGGUGGGCCACAUGGAGCUGAAGGAGGGCAAAAAGCACACAUGUGGGCUCCGAAGACCUUUUGGAGUAGCAGUGAUGGAUAUCACUGAUAUCAUACACGGGAAGGUGGAUGAUGAAGAAAAGCAGCAUUUUAUUCCCUUUCAGCAAAUUGCAAUGGAAACGUAUAUCCGGCAGAGACAGCUAAUCAUGUCACCCCUGAUAACAUCCCAUGUGAUUGGGGAGAAUGAGCCACUCACUUCAGUCUUGAAUAAGGUGAUAGCAGCAAAGGAAGUGAAUCACAAAGGACAAGGACUUUGGGUAUCUUUGAAGCUUUUGCCAGGUGACCUCACACAGGUUCAGAAGAAUUUUUCGCACUUGGUGGAUAGAUCAACUGCCAUUGCCCGAAAAAUGGGAUUUCCUGAAAUAAUACUUCCAGGCGACGUGAGGAAUGAUAUAUACGUCACCCUAAUCCACGGGGAGUUUGACAAAGGGAAAAAGAAGACGCCGAAGAACGUGGAGGUGACCAUGUCUGUGUACGAUGAGGAGGGCAAGCUCUUGGAGAAAGCAAUUCAUCCUGGUGCUGGAUAUGAAGGCAUUUCAGAGUACAAAUCAGUAGUCUAUUACCAAGUCAAGCAGCCCUGUUGGUAUGAGACUGUCAAGGUUUCCAUUGCUAUAGAGGAGGUUACUCGCUGCCAUAUACGAUUUACCUUCCGGCACAGGUCAUCUCAGGAAUCCAGAGAUAAAUCGGAGCGGGCCUUUGGCGUGGCCUUCGUGAAACUGAUGAACCCAGACGGUACCACUCUGCAGGAUGGGAGGCAUGAUCUGGUGGUUUAUAAGGGUGACAACAAGAAAAUGGAAGAUGCUAAAUUCUAUCUGACCCUACCGGGAACCAAGGUCGAGAUGGAAGAAAAAGAGCUGCAAGCAUCCAAAACCCUGGCCAACUUUACCCCGAGCAGGGACAGCACAAAAGACAGCUUUCAGAUUGCCACCCUCAUUUGCUCCACAAAACUCACCCAGAAUGUUGACCUGUUGGGCUUGUUAAAUUGGCGUUCCAAUUCCCAGAACAUUAAACACAACUUAAAGAAGUUAAUGGAGGUGGAUGGAGGCGAGAUUGUUAAGUUUUUGCAAGAUACACUAGAUGCACUUUUUAACAUAAUGAUGGAGAUGUCAGAUAAUGAAACCUAUGACUUCCUCGUGUUUGAUGCACUGGUGUUCAUUAUCUCACUAAUAGGAGACAUCAAGUUCCAGCAUUUUAAUCCUGUCCUUGAAACCUACAUCUACAAGCACUUCAGUGCCACUCUGGCUUACGUGAAACUCUCCAAGGUACUGAACUUUUAUGUGGCGAAUGCAGAUGACUCCAGCAAGACAGAAUUGCUUUUUGCUGCUUUGAAAGCCCUAAAGUACUUGUUUCGAUUCAUCAUCCAAUCCAGAGUACUCUACUUGAGAUUUUACGGCCAAAGUGAAGACGGAGAUGAAUUUAAUAAUUCAAUCCGCCAGCUAUUUCUCGCUUUCAAUAUGCUCAUGGACAGGCCCUUGGAGGAAGCCGUCAAGAUAAAGGGGGCAGCCCUGAAGUACCUUCCCAGCAUCAUUAACGACGUCAAACUUGUGUUUGAUCCCGUGGAGCUCAGCGUGCUCUUCUGCAAGUUCAUCCAGAGCAUCCCUGACAACCAGUUAGUUCGCCAAAAACUGAACUGCAUGACCAAGAUAGUGGAGAGCAGUCUUUUCCGGCAGUCGGAGUGCAGAGAUGUGCUGCUGCCGCUGCUGAUAGACCAGCUCAGCGGCCAGUUAGAUGACAACUCCAGCAAGCCCGACCAUGAAGCCAGCUCGCAGCUUCUGAGCAACAUCCUGGAAGUGCUGGACAGGAAGGAUGUGGGCCCCACUGCGAUGCACAUCCAGCUGAUAAUGGAGCGGCUGCUGAGAAGGAUCAACCGGACCGUGAUUGGGAUGAGCCGACAGUCUCCCCAUAUUGGGAGCUUUGUGGCGUGUAUGAUUGCCAUCCUGCGGCAGAUGGACGACAACCACUACAGCCAUUACAUCAGCACUUUCAAAACCAGACACGACAUCAUUGACUUCCUCAUGGAGACUUUCAUCAUGUUUAAGGAUCUGAUUGGAAAGAAUGUCUAUGCCAAAGACUGGAUGGUCAUGAAUAUGACGCAGAGCAGAGUUUUCCUCCGUGCGAUAAAUCAGUUUACCGAGGUUCUCACGAAGCUCUUCAUGGAUCAGGCAAGCUUCGAACUUCAGCUCUGGAACAAUUACUUCCACUUGGCAGUAGCGUUUCUCACCCACGAAUCCCUUCAGCUUGAAACCUUCUCUCAAGCCAAGCGCAACAAAAUUGUCAAAAAGUACGGGGACAUGAGAAAGGAGAUCGGCUUCAGAAUCCGGGACAUGUGGUAUAACCUGGGUCCCCACAAAAUCAAAUUUAUCCCUUCCAUGGUGGGUCCCAUUCUUGAGGUCACCCUGACCCCUGAGGUCGAGCUCCGGAAAGCCACCAUCCCCAUUUUCUUUGACAUGAUGCAGUGUGAGUUCAACUUCAGCGGGAACGGCAAUUUCCAUAUGUUUGAGAACGAGUUGAUCACAAAGCUGGACCAAGAGGUGGAAGGGGGCAGAGGAGAUGAACAAUACAAGGUCCUUCUGGAGAAACUGCUCCUAGAACAUUGCCGGAAACAUAAGUACCUCGCCACCUCUGGAGAAGUGUUCGCAUUCCUGGUCAGCAGCCUGUUAGAGCACCUGCUGGACUACAGAACCAUUAUCAUGCAUGACGAGAGCAAGGAGAACCGCAUGAGCUGUACUGUGAACGUGCUGAAUUUUUAUAAAGAGAAGAAGAGAGAGGACAUAUACAUAAGGUACUUGUACAAGCUGCGGGAUUUGCACCGAGACUCUGAAAACUACACAGAAGCCGCCUACACCCUCCUCCUCCAUGCCGAGCUUCUGCAGUGGUCGGAUAAGCCCUGUGUACCCCAUUUGCUUCAGAGGGACAGUUACUAUGUCUAUACCCAGCAAGAGCUUAAAGAGAAGCUGUAUCAAGAAAUCAUAUCAUACUUUGACAAAGGCAAAAUGUGGGAGAAGGCCAUCAAACUGAGCAAAGAGCUUGCCGAGACCUAUGAGAGCAAAGUAUUUGACUACGAGGGCCUUGGCAACCUGCUGAAAAAAAGAGCCUCGUUUUAUGAGAACAUCAUUAAAGCAAUGAGGCCUCAGCCUGAAUACUUUGCUGUUGGAUACUACGGACAGGGCUUUCCUUCUUUCCUCCGGAACAAAAUCUUCAUCUACCGGGGGAAGGAGUAUGAGAGGCGAGAAGACUUCAGCCUGAGGUUGCUGACCCAGUUCCCCAAUGCCGAGAAGAUGACCAGCACCACGCCCCCGGGAGAAGACAUCAAGUCGUCCCCAAAGCAGUACAUGCAGUGUUUCACUGUGAAGCCGGUGAUGAGCCUGCCACCCAGCUACAAGGACAAACCAGUUCCGGAGCAGAUCUUAAACUACUACAGAGCCAAUGAAGUGCAGCAGUUCAGAUAUUCCAGGCCAUUCCGGAAAGGAGAGAAGGAUCCAGACAAUGAAUUUGCUACCAUGUGGAUCGAAAGGACGACGUAUACAACUGCGUACACAUUUCCUGGGAUUCUCAAGUGGUUUGAAGUCAAACAAAUUUCAACGGAGGAAAUCAGUCCCCUGGAGAAUGCCAUAGAAACCAUGGAACUCACCAAUGAGAAGAUCAGCAACUGUGUUCAGCAGCAUGCCUGGGACCGAGCCCUCUCUGUGCAUCCCCUCUCCAUGCUGCUCAGUGGCAUCGUAGACCCGGCUGUCAUGGGGGGCUACUCCAACUAUGAAAAGGCUUUUUUUACAGAAAAGUACUUGCAGGAGCAUCCCGAAGACCAGGAGAAGAUUGAGCUGCUGAAGCGACUGAUAGCGCUGCAGAUGCCUCUGCUGACGGAGGGGAUCCGCAUCCACGGGGAGAAGCUCACAGAGCAGCUAAAGCCGCUGCAUGACCGCUUGUCUUCUUGUUUUCGGGAACUCAAGGAGAAAGUGGAGAAGCUCUACGGUGUUAUAACCCUGCCACCCACCUUGACUGAGAGGAAGCAGAGCCGCACGGGGUCUAUCGUACUACCCUACAUCAUGUCAUCCACGCUGCGGAGAUUGUCCAUCACCUCAGUGACUUCCUCGGUCAUUUCCACCUCUUCUAACUCAUCUGAUAAUGCUCCUUCCAGACCAGGAUCUGAUGGGUCAAUCCUGGAGCCACUUCUGGAGCGCAGGGCUUCGUCAGGUGCUAGAGUUGAAGAUCUGCCCCUCAAAGAGGACAGUGAGAACCGGAUCAGCAAGUUCAAGCGAAAAGACUGGAGCCUCAGCAAGUCCCAGGUCAUUGCAGAGAAAGCACCAGAACCUGAUCUGAUGAGCCCAGCCCGAAAAGCACAAAGACCAAAGAGUCUCCAGUUGUCGGACAAUCGGCUGACGCCAUUUCAUGGUUCUUCACCUCCUCAGUCAACACCCCUGAGCCCACCUCCACUCACUCCUAAAGCUACCAGGACUCUAAGCUCCCCGUCUUUGCAGACAGAUGGGCUGAUGACUACUACUGUCCCGCCUCCCCCUCCCCCCAAAAGCAAGCCCUACGAGAGCGGCCAGAGGAACUCCACAGAGAUUGCCCCUCCGCUGCCGGUCCGCAGAGAAGCCAAAUGCCCACCUCCACCUCCUCCCAAAGCCCGCAAAUCUGGCUUCCUUGCUUCUGAGCCCGGAUCCCACUAAGGGUCUUGCCAGGUCUCCAGAACUCUGAACACCUUGAACAGCUGACGCCUAAGAGGAGUCCCUGUCCUCGUUCCCCAGGGCUCCUUGCUGACCCCCUUCCUGAUCUGGGGCCAGCUGUGCCGCCUCCAAACUGGUGGUUCUUUGAAAGGCUACUGUGAAGGAAGCCUAAGCACCGCCCCCACUCCAGUCCGCAUGAAUUCCAGAAUUGGUCAUGUCCUCUGUCUUUCUCAAAGGAGAGAUCUCUCUCACCGUUAUUAAAUUCAGCCUCCAGCCCAGAGCUGCUGCGGCCUACAGACGCCUGGCUACAUUCUUCUGUGGAGGUUGUUGAGCAACCCCAGGAACCUGCACCUUGGAAGGAUUUGUGAAAAGCUCUGCUUGAGACUUGAUUUUCUCACAUGGACACACCGUGUCCCGAAUAACAUUGGAAAAGAGGCGCCUCAAGUACUUCAGUAGUUGAAAUAAUCCUACCUUUCUGAUGUCUGCUUAUGUCUUCUUUAAGGAAAAGAACAUCUUUGUAAUGAAGAUUGGUAACUUUCACGUAUGAAUAGCUAUCAUUGGUGAAAAACCAUGGACUCGACUGUGGGGUCUGAGCUCCUGCCACGCCCCCCUCCACCCCCACCCCAGACCGGCUACGUGUGGCACAGGAACCCUCCCGGGAGUCCCUUACACUCUCAACUAACCAGCCCUCACCACACUGUGUCACUCCUUCUUGCUACAGACUCCCUCGAAGCUCUUUCUUUACCUCUUCUGAGCUCACAUCACUGGACAGAAGGGACUUCGAAGCCCGGGUUCAACAGCUUCUCUUCCAGAUCCCAUUUGGUUGGCUCAGUGACCCCUCUCUGCCACCCGAUAUUACCCUGGAGAAUAUAGUGCAAUAUCUCCCUUUGAUUAUUUAUUCCUCGUGAUUGUGGAAUUAAUUUGAUUACAUGUUCAUGGUACUAAGUCCAUAGUCCUUUCGGAAGAAGAAAUGGGCUGAUUCAGAUGAUCGGAUAUUACGUACACCUACACGAACCACACAAGGUUAGAGACGUUUUGAGCUAGAAGGGCCCUCACUAAAGGUCAUACAAACAACCCCCUCGUUCUGUAGACAAGGAAACUGAAGCUAAACACAGAAAAUCUGCCUACAGAUUCUUACUAACAACCCAGCUUGCUAAUUGAGGCUCUAUCCCCAGGUAACACUUAGAUCGAGAAGACAGCCCUGACGAACUCCGUGAUGAAUUCUUACCCCUAGUUGGGAUGACGGUGGAAAUGUCCCAGAUGUUUCUAUACUACUUUGACAUAUAUGGCAA
Molecule: messenger RNA, 6936 nt
Organism: Enhydra lutris kenyoni (northern sea otter)
Lineage: Eukaryota; Metazoa; Chordata; Mammalia; Carnivora; Mustelidae
Product: dedicator of cytokinesis 5
Exons: 52
Coding region: 38-5647 (1869 amino acids)
Biological process (GO): cell migration; small GTPase-mediated signal transduction
Cellular component (GO): plasma membrane; cytoplasm
Molecular function (GO): small GTPase binding; guanyl-nucleotide exchange factor activity; GTPase activator activity
Source: RefSeq, a predicted model, not a curated record